AUAGUUGUGGUGUGACCAAGGGAGCAGCAGAAAUGCAGAUAAAUCAAGACCUGGCAAAGCGGCUCUUUUUUGAGGGUGCUACAGUCAUCAUUUUGAAUGUGCCAGAAGGAACAGAGUUUGGCAUUGACUACAACACUUGGCAAGUGGGCCCCAAGUUCCGUGGAGUCAAGAUGAUACCCCCUGGUAUUCAUUUCCUUCACUACAGCUCUGUUGAUAAGAACAAUCGCAAAGAGAGUGGCCCUCGCACCGGCUUCUUCAUGAACUUGCAGCCUCGUGAUCUGCGAGUGCUACACUGGGACCCCGUCAGGGAAGAAGUAGACCUUACCCCAGCUUCUGAAAAUGAGACUGAAGCAAUGAGGACUAACCUCCAGGAGAUGGACCAAUUUCUUGGUCCUUACCCAUAUGACACUCUUAAAAAAUGGAUUUCCCUCACUAAUUUCAUUAAUGAAUUUGUGAUGCAAAAACUACAGCCAGAAAGCGGACAGAUAUGUGCCUUUUCAGAAGUGCUUCCUAUUUUGCCUGGGAAGUUUACUAAAGAUCGAGUUGAACAGAACCUGCCCCGGUAUGACACAGAGUGCAAAAGCUAUGCAGAGGGGUUGGCCCGGCUGCCCAAAAUGCAGCUGAAAGCUGGCACUGAGAUCAGGUUUACAGAAAUACCUAAGCAAAUGUACCCUGAAGGUGCUACCCCUGAAGAAGUUACUAGGCAUAGCAUGGACCUUAGCUAUGCCCUGGAGACGGUGAUCAAUAAACAGUAUGCCAGCAAUUCCCAGGAUGUGCUUGGGGAACUGCAGUUUGCCUUCAUCUGCUUCCUGAUUGGGAAUGUAUAUGAUGCCUUUGAGCACUGGAAGAAACUCCUGAAUCUCUUAUGCAGGUCAGAGGAUGCCAUAGUGAAGCAUCAGGCCCUGUUCAUUAACCUCAUUUCAGUCCUGUACCAUCAGCUCGGUGAAAUCCCAGCGGACUUCUUUGUGGACAUUGUUUCCCAGGACAACUUUUUAACCAACACCUUGCAGGUCUUCUUCUCCUAUACCUGCUGCCCAACUGUUGACAGGACUCUGAAAAAGAAGGCAGAGAGGUUUAAAGUCCACCUAACCAAGAAGUUCAAGUGGGACUUUGAGGCUGAGCCAGAAGACGAUGCUCCCGUUGUAGUUGAGCUUCCAGAAGGGUCACUUGUGGACUGAAUGGCAAUUUCCCUUUUCCUGUUUUUUUAUUUUAUUUGUGCAAAUG
Messenger RNA from Lacerta agilis (Sand lizard), 1224 nucleotides. It is a transcript of the gene AAR2, whose product is annotated as AAR2 splicing factor. The record is from RefSeq and is a predicted model, not a curated record. The coding region runs from base 33 to 1178 and encodes 381 amino acids. Gene Ontology annotation, biological process: spliceosomal tri-snRNP complex assembly. The transcript has 3 exons. NCBI's taxonomy places the organism in Eukaryota, Metazoa, Chordata, Lepidosauria, Squamata, Lacertidae.